CGGAGAUGUGACGUAGUACCGUCAGCUGUUCGUGUUUUGCUUCUGUUUUCGCCUUCUUUUCUUCAAGGGUCUGGAUAACCGACCUCAACAAAUAACUGCAGUGAAAUCCAAUUGAAUUCAUCUUAUAGCGGAGAAAGCCGCCUCUGCUCUGAGCGCUCACUUACAUUUCACCCUGUCCAACUUUCUUACAAAUUGGAUCCGUCUUCCGCCGACAUCGAGCGAAGAGGUGCAGCCGAUCCCAGGCCUCCAAUCCAGGGCGGAGGGAGGGAAGGAGGUCCCUGGGAAUCGGGAUGGAGACCGGAGAGAGUAACUGCGGGCCUGGUGGGCCGGACGGACCGGCACUCCAGUUUGGAUGCGCCUCUUUCAACCAAGACUCCACGUCACUGGCUUUGGGAACAAAGACAGGCUACAAGCUGUUUUCUCUGACCAUGGUGGAAAAACUGGACUGUAUCCAUGAGUGUGCAGACACUCCAGAUGUCUACAUCGUGGAGCGUCUGUUCUCCAGUAGUCUGGUAGUCGUGGUAAGCACUGCCAUACCGCAGCGCAUGAACAUUUACCACUUCAAAAAGGGGACAGAGAUCUGCAACUACAGCUACCCCAACAACAUCCUGGCUGUCAAGCUCAACAGACAGAGGCUCGUGGUGUGCCUUGAAGAGUCCAUUUAUAUCCACAACAUUAAAGACAUGAAGCUGCUCAAGACUCUGCUCAACACUCCGUCCAACACCUCAGGUCUCUGUGCUCUUUCUGUCAACCAUUCCAACUCCUACCUGGCGUACCCCGGUAGUGCCACCUUUGGGGAGAUCAUAGUGUACGAUUCCAACAAUUUGAACACAGUGACCAUGAUCCCGGCUCAUGACAGUCCUCUGGCAGCUCUUACCUUCAACUCCUCCGCCACCAAACUUGCCAGCGCCUCAGAGAGGGGCACCGUCAUCAGAGUGUUCUCCAUUCCUGAGGGCCUGCGUCUGUUUGAGUUCCGCCGGGGUAUGAAGAGGUACGUCAAUAUAAGCUCUUUAUCCUUCAGCCCUGACGGACUGUUCCUCUGUGCAUCCAGCAACACAGAGACGGUGCACAUCUUUAAACUAGAGCAACUGGGACCAAGUGGAGGGGACGAGGCUUCCUGGACAGCCUACGUGGGGAAGAUGUUCUCCGCAGCCAGCAGCUACCUCCCUGUUCAGGUAUCCGGCAUGAUGAGCCAGGACCGGGCCUUUGCCACCGUUCACCUUGUGACAUCCGGCCAGAGGAACGUCUGCACCCUAGCUAUGAUCCAGAAGCUUCCGCGGCUACUGGUGGCCACAGCUGACGGCCAGCUGUUCAUCUACAACGUGAAUCCACUGGAUGGAGGCGAGUGCAUGUUAGCCCACAAACACAGGCUUUUUGGUAUUGAUGAUGACGAAGGUGAAGAAGGAGAGUCAGAAGGGUCAGAGGUGACAGGGCCAGCACAGGCUUGUCCAUCUUACGCUGCAACCGCUGCCUUACCAGCUUCUGGUCCCAUCACUGCAACCCUCACUGGCUACUCUGAAGAUGGUGGGGAAAAGAAAGGCGAAGUAAUUCCAGAACACGAGUUCGCUGCUGGACCUGUGUGUCUGGACGACGAGAACGAGUUUCCUCCUGUGAGCAUCCAGAAGUGCUAACUGUCCGCUAUAGCUAGCUCUACUACAACAGAUUAAUUGGUGCCGAGACGGGACUGGAGGUGGCCAGGCCAGGCGCUCGUGAAUGGGUAGACGGUCAGAGGGACAAACAGACAGAGGUGCUGGCAAGUGCGAUGAACAGCAACAGUCUAAAAUCUUUCAGGGUGCCAUGGUGUUUUUUUACGUUUAAGAGAAAAUAAUAAUGAUUAACAUUAACAUACAAGUUGAUGUGGGAAGCAAAACACUGGCCAAGAAGUAAACGUCAUGCAGUAAUUUCAGAGAGAGCCACAAUCUUGUCCUCAUGUUACAUAAUUAUUGUGUUAAAGAUACACUUCUGAUUCUGUCACAGCACCAAUAAAGCACCUCUAAACUUCCUUUCAGCUUACUGUUGACUUUCAAAACCUCAACUGUGAACUGUGAGGAAAUUUCUGAAAUUGUUGAUGCUGUUGGCUACUUAAAUACUAAAAUCAGGGAGUUUGUCUGUAAGGAGUGUUUUAUGGAAGUAUGAGAUGCAUGCUGGAGCAGAAAUAUAACCACAAUUUUCAUAGCUUUUUUUACUUGACAAAUAUUUUUAGUAAGUUGCAUUAUUGUAGCAACAUUUAUAUUUUUCUCAAUAAUAAUAUUUUAGUUAAUGUCCAUGAUUAAGAAUUGUUUUAAUUUUGAUUCUGUAAUGUAAUGACUGCAUUGAUGUGCAUUAGAUGUUUCAGUGUAUGCCUCCUGGAGACAUUUCAGAAGGUGUGUAUGUACUGUAUCUUUGUUUGUGCCUAUUAUCAUUUGUAAAAGAGCAAAGUAUUUUGCAAAUUGCACAAGACCAAAACAAGUGAAAGAAAAAAUAAAUAAACAGAGUGGAGAAAAAAAAUGAACCUAUGCAA
Messenger RNA from Cottoperca gobio, 2500 nucleotides. RefSeq names its product WD repeat domain, phosphoinositide interacting 1 (gene wipi1). The record is from RefSeq and is a predicted model, not a curated record. Bases 291 to 1631 code for a protein of 446 amino acids. The transcript has 13 exons. NCBI's taxonomy places the organism in Eukaryota, Metazoa, Chordata, Actinopteri, Perciformes, Bovichtidae. Gene Ontology annotation, molecular function: protein binding.